This is a messenger RNA of Symbiodinium natans, 792 nucleotides long. The record is from the annotation of a GenBank genome assembly. Lineage: Eukaryota; Dinophyceae; Suessiales; Symbiodiniaceae.
AUGGUCGUGGCCUGGAACACCGCAGCUACCAGGGUGAAGAACCAAGCAGAGGUGGAGGCCACCCAUGAGACUCUCCAGCUAGCGAAGCCGAUAGCCCAAUCGGACUAUAUCGCUAUGAGGAAUGCGUACUCCUCCCAGUUCGGAGAGCUAGAAGACAAACAUAUUCCUGCUAAGGAAUACAUCGAGAAGAAGCUGUGCGAACUGGAAACGGGGGAGUUCCGCGCCGAGCCCCUGACAGAGGUCGUCAGUCGGGAUGAGGUGGACCCCGACGUGCUAGUCACCACUUGGAAUGCCAAGGGCCAGCUAUCCGUGAAGAAGGGAGGGUCCACCACCUCUAUCAUGAUUAAGCUAAAACACCCCGGCCGGCCCGAGCUAAAAGACGUCCAGAUGACGCUCUUCGAGAAGUACAAGGAGUACUUGCUGGGGGACUACUGCUAUGGUCUCCGGGCCGGGGAUGAUGCCGGUGGCAUGAUCCCGCCGUGGACGCUGGCCCUCGUCAAGAGCUACAAGGAGCCCUCUGUGAAGGAGCGCCACUUCACGACUCCGCUAGCCCUCUAUGGCAAGAGGCCGAACGGCGAUAAAGGGGACAAAGGCGCCGGGCUACCUAGCCGCACCGCCGAGGGCAAGCCAAUCUGCUUCAAGUACCAGGCUAAGGGCGGUUGCAAGAAGGGCCAGAAGUGCAAGUUUGCCCACGUGUGCAGACGAUGCUACGCUAAGCAUCCCCUUUUCCAGUCCAAGCAGCGUCCAAAGGACACGCGGGGUGAGCCACCCCAGGCCAACAAGGCCGCCUGA